Messenger RNA from Blepharisma stoltei, 402 nucleotides. NCBI's taxonomy places the organism in Eukaryota, Ciliophora, Heterotrichea, Heterotrichida, Blepharismidae. The record is from the annotation of a GenBank genome assembly.
AUGAGAACUUAUCUUUUGUCAUUUAGUAGGGAAGGAAUUUCUAUCCCUGCGUGAUAUCAUCCCACUAGAUCCUGGCAGAAAUCCUUCCCCUCCCCCGCAGGAAAGUCUUGCAAAGGUGGUUGGGCUUUCUGACUCCGGCUCAAUUCCUUGAAGGCAGCUCUCAAUAUCGCAGUGGUAUUUGAUGUCUUACAGGCACAUAAGGUUUUGCACUGCUCUAUUCUCCAAAUCUCUGGCUUACCAUUAAACCCUAGAAGCAAAAAUCAUUUCCCAAGGUUCAACGAGAAAACUCCUAGCCGAUAUAUAUCAAGUAAACUUUAUCUGCUUCUCUGCUUGUUGAAAAAAUUGCGCCAAGGUGUCGGUAGUCGUCUUCGCAUAUUAAUUUAUAUAAGAGUUAAAAAUUAA